AGAGUGUUUCUUUAUUUUUUGGGUGGAGUAAAUGUAACAACAAAAAAAUCAAUCCUGUAAGGAUCAUUGUGAGAAAAAUAUAAUACAUAAUGGAGGUUGAGAUUGGGGAAGAAGGGAAACAAUGAGAUACUUCUAAGAAUCAAAUUAGACAAAUAAAUACAUAACUUUGAUGGUUAAAAGCGAAAAUUCACUAAUAUUUUAAGAAUUGUCAUUUUGCAGCAAACCUUCACACGCUUUAACAAUGACAAAUUCAAAUAUUAAACUCGAGGGAACUCAUAGGUUUCAUCUGAGACAGUUCAUUCAUUUUUCAUUCAUAUAUUUAUUUGUAUGUAUAUAUAAUGGGAGGACUCAUUAUAAGGUGUGCUUAGCAUUAAAUAUGGUUAUGACCAAGUCUCUGUUUCAUCUACUUGUUUGUUUUAUAUAGCUUUACAUAGAUACCAUGUGUUCUUUUGUUGAAUUCUUAAGCCUUCACACUUUUGUUUUAGUCAAUGGUGGUUUGUGGGUAUUGUAUAAAACUUGUUUUGAAGAAGAAGAACCCAGUCACCCAAAAUUGAAAUCUACAACACAUGGUCCCUUUUUAUCAGAAUAUCAGUUGAUUUGACGAGAUUGUUUUGUUUCUUGAGAAAAUGGGUCCAAGAUUUCAGGUCUGCCUUUUUGUGAUUUUCAUUCAAAUUUUGGUUGUAGCAGCAUCUACCAACUCAAUUGAUGUUGAUGCUUUGAACGCUCUCAAAUCUAAAUGGAAGAACACGCCACCGAACUGGGUUGGGUCAGACCCUUGUGGCAGCAGCUGGGAUGGAAUUUCUUGCAACAAUUCACGAGUGACCUCCAUGGUAUUAGCAGGCAUGGAUUUGACAGGUUCCCUUUCCAAUGACAUCCUAUCAUUAUCUGAAUUGCAAUAUCUGGAUCUAUCUAACAACAAGGGUCUGACAGGAACUCUUCCAUCAUCAAUCGGGAAUUUGAAUCAGCUUACAACCUUAAUCCUCAUUGGUUGCAGUUUCUUUGGUCCAAUUCCGGACUCAAUAGGAUCUCUGCAGCAACUGGUCUUCUUAGCUCUGAAUGCGAACAGCUUCAGUGGACCAAUCCCGCCUUCCAUUGGAUAUGUGCAGACUUUGGAGGCCAUAUGCUUCAAUUGGAAUUCAUUAAAUGGGCCUGUUCCUUCAAACCUCAACAACCUUACAAGUGUCAGGGAGCUGUACUUGUCGAACAAUAAUUUGAAUGGACCUUCGCCCAAUCUCACAGGGAUGAACUUUCUCAACUCUCUGGACAUGAGCAACAAUAGUUUCAAUUCAUCAGCUGAUCAUCCAUGGCAUACAAGCCUAGAGGCUUUGACGACAUUAUUGGUUUUUGAUGACGUUUGGAGCAUAUUUGCAAAACAAGAUCAAGUGUUGAAUUAUUUAUUAUUUCCUGAACUGAUACUUAGUUGUAGUUGCAUAAAUCAAGAAUUGAGUGUUGAUUUUUUUUUGUGGACUCCACAUUAG
Molecule: messenger RNA, 1478 nt
Organism: Camellia sinensis
Lineage: Eukaryota; Viridiplantae; Streptophyta; Magnoliopsida; Ericales; Theaceae
Source: RefSeq, a predicted model, not a curated record